This is a messenger RNA of Lagenorhynchus albirostris (white-beaked dolphin), 827 nucleotides long. RefSeq names its product Fas ligand (gene FASLG). The coding region runs from base 1 to 789 and encodes 262 amino acids. The transcript is spliced from 4 exons. The record is from RefSeq and is a predicted model, not a curated record. Lineage: Eukaryota; Metazoa; Chordata; Mammalia; Artiodactyla; Delphinidae. Gene Ontology annotation, biological process: immune response; apoptotic process; extrinsic apoptotic signaling pathway via death domain receptors. Gene Ontology annotation, cellular component: membrane. Gene Ontology annotation, molecular function: tumor necrosis factor receptor binding.
AUGCAGCAGCCCUUGAAUUACCCGUACCCCCAGAUUUUCUGGGUGGACAGCAGUGCCAGCUCCCCCUGGGCUUCUCCAGGGUCAGUCUUCCCCUGUCCGUCCUCUGUGCCAGGAAGGCCCGGGCAAAGGAGGCCACCGCCACUACCACCACCUCUGAAGAAGAGGAGGGGCCACAACACAGGCCUGUGUCUCCUUGUGAUGUUUUUCAUGGUUCUGGUGGCCCUGGUUGGAUUGGGACUGGGACUAUUUCAGCUCUUCCACCUGCAGAAGGAACUGGCCGAACUCAGAGAGUCCACCAGCCAAAGGCAUACAGAAUCGUCUUUGGAGAAGCAAAUAGGUCACCCCAAUCCAUCCUCUGAGAAAACGGAGCUGAGAAAGGCAGCUCAUUUAACAGGCAAGCCCAACUCAAGAUCCAUCCCUCUGGAAUGGGAAGACACUUAUGGAAUUGCCCUGGUCUCUGGGGUGAAGUAUAAGAAAGGCAGCCUUGUGAUCAAUGAAACUGGGCUGUAUUUUGUGUAUUCCAAAGUGUACUUCCGGGGUCAGUCCUGCAACAAGCAGCCCCUGAACCACAAGGUUUACAUGAGGAAUUUUAGGUACCCCCAGGACCUGGUGCUCAUGGAGGGGAAGAUGAUGGACUACUGCACUACUGGCCAGAUGUGGGCCCGCAGCAGCUACCUGGGGGCUGUGUUCAACCUCACCAAUGCUGACCAUUUAUAUGUCAAUGUAUCUGAGCCCUCUCUGGUCAAUUUUGAGGAAUCUAAGACAUUUUUUGGCUUAUAUAAGCUCUAAGAAAAGCACUUUGGGAUUCUCUCCAUUAUGGUUUCUUG